Messenger RNA from Nicotiana attenuata, 988 nucleotides. RefSeq names its product UPF0664 stress-induced protein C29B12.11c-like. Gene Ontology annotation, cellular component: nucleus. Gene Ontology annotation, biological process: positive regulation of DNA-templated transcription. The record is from RefSeq and is a predicted model, not a curated record. Bases 123 to 722 code for a protein of 199 amino acids. Gene Ontology annotation, molecular function: chromatin DNA binding; transcription coactivator activity. Lineage: Eukaryota; Viridiplantae; Streptophyta; Magnoliopsida; Solanales; Solanaceae. The transcript has 5 exons.
UAGGGGCCAUAAAUAUAAGGGGGGAGUCAAAACAUUCCUAAACAAAAGCGGAUAAACAUUAGUAUUAUUUAGCUCUCUCAAUUUUCAUCUCGUUUUUUGGGACUACAACUCCUAUCCAAGAAAUGGCAUUGAAUCCUAAAUUGUUUCCUCAUGGGAUGCCAAUGCCAUACCUUAACGAAUUGUUUGUCUUCGCCAGCGAUGUCGUUGACUUUGAGAUUGAUAACAUCCCUCGUUUAGGAGAAGUACAAGCAAAAGGAACCAUCUACUUGUCCAAUAUGCGGAUGGUUUUUGUUGCCAACAACCCUAAGGACAACUUCAUUUCUUUUGAUAUUCCCUUGCUUUUUGUUCAUGGUGAAAAAUUUAACCAGCCAAUAUUCUUCUGCAAAAACAUUUCUGGAUAUGUAAAUCCGGUUGUACAAGCGGCUAAUGGAAACACGACCCUUCCUCAUUCGUUUAAGAUUUUGUUCAAUGAAGGUGGUUAUGAGACUUUCAUCCCACUAGUUUUUAAAUUAAUUGGAAAAGUGAGACGACGCUACCGACGUUCAAGGGCAAAGCCUCGUGUAGAUCCUCAUGAAGCAGCACAAACACCAGUUGAUGAGAUGACUAGACAUGCUUAUGUCGACCCGAACGAUCCUACAUUUAUCUACUUGCAGCAGCCUAAGCCAGAGUCUAAAUUCAGGCGUUGUUCAUACCAGUCACAGUCUGCUGAAACAUCUAUAUAGCUUUUGCUUCAGGUUAACUGGAUAAAUGCCAAAUUGUGUGCAAGAUGCGUCUUUUCGUUGAUGCCUUCGGAUCUCGCCAUAAAGAGAAGAAUAGUGAGUUAUUUUGUAUAUAUAUGUUAGUUAUACUCCCUCAAGUUCUUAAUGAAUAUAUACAUAUAUGCUCGUUUCAGGGGUGUAGUUCCUUGCACUAAAUUAAUUGUGUAAUGAACCAUCCUCCCAUAUCACUGGAUUGUUUGGCAGCUAUUUAAACCCUGUUGUUUUGGUUU